CCGCCGCUCGCCGACGCACAUGUUUAUAUAAACCCGAACCACCUCUGGUCCCCUUGACUGUCUUCUUCACGGCGGGCUCGCAGGCGCACGCCGCUGACUUUUCACAAGCGAGACCGGCCGGCUGUCCUCUCAGCACAGGGGGAAUAACGGGGAGGAAAACCCCGGGACCUUGCGAUGAUCUCGCUGGACUUUAAUUUCAACAUUUGGACGAGGGAUCUGUCACAUUAUCUGGAGAACCAAGUGAAAGUCGGGCUGUUCGGAUCGGGGGUCGGGCUGUCUCUGGUGCUGGGCUUCAGCGCCGCGUACACCUGCUACUAUCUGCUCUCGGUAGCGAAGAAGCCGCAGCUCAUCUCCGGGGGUAAGAAGUUCUACCACUUCCUGAGGGAGCAAUGUCCGGUGGUGUCAGAGACCUACUACCCCACCUUUUGGUGCUGGGAGAGCCGCAUCCAGACUCUGCUGAGACCCUUCGUCACCGCCAAACCCGGGGUCGUCUACAGAAAUGAGCUUAUUAAAGGAGCGGAUGGAGGACAGAUCUCCCUGGAUUGGUUCGACAACGACGACAGCGCCUCUCACCCGGACCCUGCCGCGAGGCCCACGGUCCUCCUGCUGCCCGGUCUGACGGGCACCAGCCGAGAGUCCUACAUCCUGCACAUGGUCCAGCAGAGCCGGGAUCUGGGCUACAGAUGCGUGGUGUUCAACAACAGAGGGGUGUCCGGUGAAACACUGCUGACCCCGAGGACGUACUGCGCCGCCAACACAGAGGAUUUGGAGACCGUUAUUGAGCACAUCCAGAGGACCAAUGAAGCGGCUCCAAUCAUGGCAGCUGGGGUGUCCAUGGGCGGGAUGAUGCUGGCCAACUACCUGGGACGCAAGGGCCGUAAGACGUGUCUGAAAGGGGUGAUAGUCUUCUCAGCGGGCUGGGACGUGUUUGAGUGCACCGCUUCACUGGAGAAACCCCUGGACCGCUUCCUCUUCAACUCCUACCUCACCAGCUGCCUACAAGCCUCCGUGCACAGACACAGACCGGUGCUUGAGAAGUGUUACGACAUCGAUCACAUCAUGAAGGCAAAGACCAUUCGAGAGUUUGACGAGAGGUUCACCUCCAUAAUGUUCGGCUACCCUACCAAUGACGACUACUACCACGAUGCCAGUCCCGUCCACAAGCUGAAAUCUGUGCAGGUGCCAAUGCUGUGUCUGAACGCCGCCGAUGACGUCUUCUCCCCGUCUCACGCCAUUCCAGUGGAGGCGGUGAAGCAGAAUCCCAACCUGGCCAUGCUCAUUACCUGUCACGGCGGCCACAUCGGUUUCCUGGAGGGCCUGUGGCCUCGGCAGAGCACGUACAUGGACCGAGUCUACAGGCAGUUUACCAAGGCGGUCUUCGAACAAGGCAGCGGACUCCAAGACCUCUCCUGCUGAGAGAGAGCUCCUUUUACUCCCUCGAAUGCCUUUCUUCCUCCGUUCCUUUAAUCUUUUAUUCUUUCUUUUUAAUCUUUCUUUAUUUCUAACACAAUUCCACCCUGUUUGUCUUCCUUCCUUCACCGAUUUUCCAAACUUGCCCUUCCUUCCGUCUUUCAUUCGGCAUUCCGUCCUCCCUUUACUCCUUCCUUCUCCACCUGGGCUGUGUUUGACUCGCUUCCUUCCUCCCAUUGACUUUUCUUUCUAUCUUUGCUCUCCAUCCUUCCGUCCCAUUCUUCCUCCUGCCACGAGCAAAACAAAAAGCGUCCCCUGUCAUUUGAAGGGCCCAUCACCAUCAAGGGCGGCAUGUGAGUUG
Molecule: messenger RNA, 1771 nt
Organism: Gasterosteus aculeatus aculeatus (three-spined stickleback)
Lineage: Eukaryota; Metazoa; Chordata; Actinopteri; Perciformes; Gasterosteidae
Gene: abhd3
Product: abhydrolase domain containing 3, phospholipase
Biological process (GO): medium-chain fatty acid catabolic process; medium-chain fatty acid biosynthetic process; phosphatidylcholine metabolic process
Molecular function (GO): monoacylglycerol lipase activity; acetylesterase activity; glycerophospholipid phospholipase A1 activity
Source: RefSeq, a predicted model, not a curated record